AUGCCCGACAACCAUAUACCGCUGGGCCACAGCACCCCGCCUCCUCUAGAGGACCACCAGGUGCCGCUCUACUUUGCGCGCCUGCACCACAUCGACAUACCGCACCACCGCGACCGCGACUACCCUCAUUACCACGCCCUGUGCAAAGUCGCCCUCGCCAACGCCGUCAAGUCCUUUGAGGCGGAGCUUGCUGCGCGGAGUCCUGUCGAGCACAUUAAACUUGUGAACGAGACGCUGAUAGUGCUACCCCGCAGCCAGAGCAAGCUUUCCCAGCAAGAGCUGGCCGACCUCCAGAAGGCGACCCACUUCGACAAGAAGGAGCUGCAACAAUGGUACAAGGGCUUCCUGAAGGACUGCCCCUCUGGCAUGCUCACCAAGGAGGAGUUCCAGAAGAUCUACAAACAGUUCUUUCCAUUCGGUGAUCCAUCCUCGUUUGCAGAUUAUGUGUUCAAUGUGUUCGACGCGGACAAGUCUGGUACUAUCGACUUUAAGGAGUUCAUCUGUGCCCUGAGCGUCACGAGCCGUGGGAAAAUGGAGGACAAGCUCGACUGGGCAUUCCAGCUGUACGAUAUUGACGGCGACGGAAAGAUCAGCUACGAGGAGAUGCUGUCGAUCGUUGAGGCGAUAUACAAGAUGGUCGGUUCCAUGGUCAAGCUCCCCGAAGACGAAGACACGCCCGAGAAGCGCGUACGCAAGAUCUUCCGGAUGAUGGACAAGGAUGAGAACGGCAGCUUGGACAUGGCCGAGUUCAAGGAAGGCUCCAAGCGCGACGAGACGAUCGUUUCGGCCCUAUCUCUCUAUGACGGCCUCGUAUAG
This is a messenger RNA of Paraphaeosphaeria sporulosa, 816 nucleotides long. Its product is annotated as EF-hand. The record is from RefSeq and is a predicted model, not a curated record. Gene Ontology annotation, molecular function: calcium ion binding. NCBI's taxonomy places the organism in Eukaryota, Fungi, Ascomycota, Dothideomycetes, Pleosporales, Didymosphaeriaceae. The coding region runs from base 1 to 816 and encodes 271 amino acids. Gene Ontology annotation, cellular component: intracellular membrane-bounded organelle; cytosol; membrane. The transcript has 3 exons.